AUGGAAAAGACACAAGCCAAAACUGCUUCAGGCCCAGUCACAUGGAUGUCUCUUCCUCGAAAAGACCAGCUCUUCAUUCUUUUUCUCUCGCGAUUUGUCGACUUCUUGCAGGUCGCGUCUCUCCAGGCAUAUGUCUUCUACCAACUCAAGACCUUCGACGACUCUCUUUCAGAUGCCCAUAUUUCUCAGCAGGCCGGGAUCCUGCAGGGUUGCUUCACGGGCGCCCAGGUGAUGACGGCCAUUUUAUGGGGUAAAGCCGCUGAUGCAAGCUGGUGUGGUCGCAAAUGGGUGCUGGUGAUUGGACUCGCGGGGACGGCGAUAUCGUGUCUGGGUUAUGGGUUUGCGACGACUUUCUUUUGGGCGGCGUUUUGGAGGGCCUUUGGUGGUGCAAUUAAUGGGACUGUAGGCAUUAUUCGUACUAUGAUUGCCGAAAUCACGAAAGAGAAAAAGUACCAAUCUCGAGCGUUUCUAAUUCUUCCCAUGAGUUUCAACGUUGCGGGAAUCUUGGGCCCAAUCAUGGGAGGCAUGUUGGCCGACUCGAGCAAGACACUUCCUGGUUUGUUUGGAGACAAGGCUGUCUUUGGAUUUCAGUGGAUACGAGACUAUCCGUACGCCUUACCGAGUCUCAUCAAUGCUGUUAGCUUAUCCAUUGUAACAGUGAUAGUGUUUCUCUUCUUGGAGGAGACAUCAAGAUCACGACAACACAAAUUUGACUUUGGUCUCCAUCUUGGGUCUCGGCUUAAAGCCACCAUGUUUGGUGACAAGCAAACUGAUGACUACGCUCGGGUUCCUGCCUGGGAGGACCGUGCCAUGGAUAAUUUUGAAGACAAGCAUAUCCCGGCAGAAACGCCUACCCCAUCGCUGAGCCAGCUCCCCUUCCGCCGACUUUGGACACGAAACGUCUUGUUUACACUAUUGACUGGAGCCUUUUAUGACUUCCAUCUCGGUGCCUUUGGCAAUAUGUGGUCGCUAUUCUUAUCAACUCCUCGGUAUCUUGUUCCGACGAAGAGAAGCUUAGAGGCAUCCGAACCUCUGCGCCGAUAUCUUCCUCUCCUGUUUACUGGUGGAAUGGGCAUGCCUGCGUCGACGGUCGGCUUUGCGACGUCUUUUCUAGGAUCCCUGGGGAUGCUACUACAAGUGACUCUGUAUCCUCCCGUUCAAGCCCGUCUCGGCACGAUGAGGUCCUUUCAGUGGUUUCUGUUUCUCUUCCCAGUUGCAUAUUUUGCCGCCCCCUAUCUCUCAAUACUGCCGUCUUGGUCGCCACCUCCCGAGCCAGCGUCGGGAGGCUUCAUCUGGGUGGGAAUUAUUGGCGUCUUGUUUCUCCAGGUAAUGGCUCGCACAUUCACCCUUCCAGCGAGCAUCAUCCUGCUCAACAACUGCAGCCCGCAUCCGAGCGUGCUUGGCACGAUCCACGGCUUAGGGCAGAGCGUAUCUGCACUCUUCCGGACAGUUGGGCCCGUGAUUGGAGGCUGGUGGUACGGCUACGGGCUGGAUAUCGGCAUGGUGGCAUGGGGCUGGUGGGGAGUUGCGGCCAUGUCAGCUCUGGCGUGUGGGACCGCGAUGGGAAUGCAUGAUGGCAGCGGGCAUGAGGUGUUCUUGGAGGGAGAAUUGGAUGACAUGGAGUAG
Molecule: messenger RNA, 1626 nt
Organism: Trichoderma virens Gv29-8
Lineage: Eukaryota; Fungi; Ascomycota; Sordariomycetes; Hypocreales; Hypocreaceae
Exons: 4
Coding region: 1-1626 (541 amino acids)
Biological process (GO): transmembrane transport
Molecular function (GO): transmembrane transporter activity
Source: RefSeq, a predicted model, not a curated record